GUUUUAAUGGAAUUAGCUAUGACAAAACUAAUAAAAGAUGGGUAUUUUUUUGGUGUAAGAAUAGUAAACAAAAAAAUAAAUGGUUUUAAAAUUAAACAAGAAGCAAUAGAAUUUAAAGUAGAACAUAACAAACAAACUGGUAAUCGCAAUGGAUAUCCUGAGGUUACAUAUCACUCGACUCAAAAAACAGAAAUGAAGAGCCAAGAUUUCAGGGGAGAUCUGGGUCAGUCCCCAAGCUUUCUGUGA
Molecule: messenger RNA, 246 nt
Organism: Dentiscutata erythropus
Lineage: Eukaryota; Fungi; Glomeromycota; Glomeromycetes; Diversisporales; Gigasporaceae
Source: the annotation of a GenBank genome assembly